GUUUCAACCACUUGGGGGAUUGAGGCAGAAGGAUCAUUUAAGCCCAGGAAUUGGAAGGUAGUUUUUGCCUCCAAAAAGCCUCUAAAGUAAAGUAUUUGGGUUUUGUUCUAUUUUGUUUAAGAAAGAAAAAGACUGAGUAGUUCUGCUCCCAUCACAUGUCCAUUCUAUCUCCCUGUCCUUCUCCUUGCAGGGAAUGUACAACGCCACCACUCGACAGGUGGAAACAGAGCUCUUCCCCUGCCUCAGACACUUCGGACUGAGGUUCUAUGCCUACAACCCUUUGGCUGGUGGUCUUCUGACAGGCAAGUAUAAGUAUGAAGACAAGGACAGCAAGAAGCCUGAGGGCCGCUUCUUCGGGAAUAGCUGGGCCGAGACCUACAGGAACCGCUUCUGGAAGGAGGAGCACUUCAAGGCCAUCGCCCUGGUGGAGAAGGCCCUGCAGGCCGCCUAUGGCCCCAGUGCCCCCAGCAUGACCUCGGCCGCCCUGCGGUGGAUGUACCACCACUCCCAGCUGCAGGCUGCCCACGGGGAUGCGGUCAUCCUGGGCAUGUCCAGCCCAGAGCAGCUGAACCAGAACUUGGCAGCCACUGAGCAAGGGCCCCUGGAGCCGGCUGUCGUGGAAGCCUUUGAUCGAGCCUGGCACCUGGUUGCCCACGAGUGUCCCAAGUACUUCCGCUAGGUGAUGACAUCUAAACAGUAUUUUUCUAAAUUUGGGCCCUGCUCCUAGCUGCCUUCAGAACAUAGAAAGGAUGAAACCAAGUCCGACACUAGCAUUUCCUGUCCAAAUAAAGCAAGCACCUGGCCGGUCUCAGCCUAGCCCUGGGGUGAACCAUA
This is a messenger RNA of Dipodomys ordii (Ord's kangaroo rat), 834 nucleotides long. RefSeq names its product aflatoxin B1 aldehyde reductase member 2. The record is from RefSeq and is a predicted model, not a curated record. The transcript has 4 exons. NCBI's taxonomy places the organism in Eukaryota, Metazoa, Chordata, Mammalia, Rodentia, Heteromyidae. The coding region runs from base 194 to 679 and encodes 161 amino acids.